GGAAUAGCAUUGAGAUACACGGUCAUCUGCAUAAUAUUCGCAAGCAUAUUGCUGUUCUUCCUAGGCGGCUACGUUCACGCAAAGAGACGACUGCGCAAAGGGUUGCCCUUGCUUGGAUAUCACCGAUGGAUGAUGCGUCGCAGUGUGAGAGAAGGGCAGCAGUACCAGUAUCAGCAGCCCGUGUACUCGGACCCGUAUCAGGACGGCUAUUCUAUGCAUGGCUAUGCGCCUCCACCUCCGGCGUAUCACAGAUUCGAUGACGCUCCACCUGCUUAUGUUCCUCCACCUGCGGGCGCCAGCAAGGCUAUGGCUGACCAGCACUACUACAAUAAUCCUCAGGCUCCACGAACCAGGAACGAGGGUGAGGGCAGGGAGGAAGCGACCAUAUCCGCCGCCGUGCCCGUGCCACGGUAG
This is a messenger RNA of Pseudocercospora fijiensis CIRAD86, 414 nucleotides long. RefSeq lists its product as uncharacterized. The record is from RefSeq and is a predicted model, not a curated record. The annotation marks the transcript as partial. NCBI's taxonomy places the organism in Eukaryota, Fungi, Ascomycota, Dothideomycetes, Mycosphaerellales, Mycosphaerellaceae. The transcript has a single exon.